Molecule: messenger RNA, 15191 nt
Organism: Xiphophorus hellerii (green swordtail)
Lineage: Eukaryota; Metazoa; Chordata; Actinopteri; Cyprinodontiformes; Poeciliidae
Gene: gpatch8
Product: G patch domain containing 8
Exons: 8
Coding region: 9771-14009 (1412 amino acids)
Cellular component (GO): nucleus
Molecular function (GO): nucleic acid binding
Source: RefSeq, a predicted model, not a curated record
GGCCGACAGAUUUUCUAGGUUCAACGAAGAUCGUGAUUUCCAGGGUGGGAAUCACUUUGACCAGUAUGAAGAAGGCCAGUUGGAGCUGGAGCAGGCGUCCCUGGACAAGCCUAUCGAAUCGGUAAGGUUGCAUCCAUCGUCCCUCACCACUGGACCAGCUGUGAGAGUGGAUAUGAUUGGUCCAGGGAGGAAUAAGAACCACACCUUUACUCCAUGCUGUGUAGAUGCAUCUAGUGUUUUCUUGAACACACUUGGCACCUAACCUGUAGAAUCACUCGUCCAUUAAUACCCUUUAAUUCACUCCCACUUCUCAUGACCCCGACCUACUUCAUUUCUUCUGUGACAUAUAAAAAAACGAUUUAUAUUCUAGAUCUUUCUGUUAGAUGUGCAGCCCACAUAUAACCAUUAGUUUUUUUUCUUUGUAACAGUCUCACAUUAGUCAUUGUUAGUCAUCUUAGCAGAGAUAAAUUUGAGAUGGACCUAUAAGCAUGAAGUGGAUGAAGCACUGUUAUCAUAUUGGCUGUUAUCUCAACAUUGUAGCUGCUCAACAAUAUAAAACAAAGUAAUUUGGGGGGGGGGAAAACAUAUUUGAAUAUUUCACAGCGCUUUUAUUUGGAAAUUCUGCUAUCAGAAAUGAAGCCACAUUAGAUUUCAGUUUAAGAAAAGUUGUAUAUUUAAUAUUUUUUGCAUUAAGUAGAAAUGAUUAUUUAGCAAAACAAGGCAGUGCUUAUUCCAUGUUCUUUUUUUAAUAGAGGGUGCACAUUAGAUGGUGUGAAUGGGUACAUUUGUGUUUGACUGAGUGUUUGUUUAUGUAGUUUUUAGAAUGUACGUGUUGGUGUAUAGCAUUUGUAUUUAUAGGACAGUUAUCUUAUUGUACACAACUUGGGGUGUUCGACAUUUCUCUCCUGCAGCGAAUUGGCCCCCUAUUAGCUAAGCAGCAAUGACCCGGUUUGUAUUUGCACGCUCUGCUUCCUUACUCCUUAUCUUUAGGGUCCUUUGUAACGCUUCUUUAUCUUUCUUUCUCUACUUUUCUCUUUCUGUUUCACGACUGUCGCACCUGACAUCUUAUUCUCUCUCUCCAUCUCCCUCUCUCUCUCUCUCUCUCUCUCUCUCUCUCUUUCUUGCUCCCUCCCUUCUACACAGUGAUUCGGUGUACAGUACCCUCUGUCAUUCUGUGCUGGCAUGGUGCUUGUGCAACUCGGACUGCAUUUUACGCUGAAGAGGCAUAUUGAUAAUAGCGCAGGCAGCUCUCUUUUUCUGUCUUCCUCACUUUCUCCACCCUUCUUUCUGUCUUAAGCAUUUUGGUGAGCAGGCCAAACUCAGAAGUCCUCAAAAGUACCAGGAAACUUUUUCUCAAGAUUAUUAAUGCACUUUGUGAACCAGUCAGAUAGGGUCAGCAAUCCUGGAUCUCAAGCUUACAUUUUUUUGAUAAUACUGAUAAUACUGUUAUUGUUGAAGACAAAUUAAAAAGUUAACUUUGAAUAGCUAAAUAAAGCUAGCCAAGGUGAGCAGGUAUUUCUGCAAACUUUUAUCUUGAAUUUGUAUUUAAUAAUCAGUAGGAACUGUAGUACAAAUAUGAAACUCUACUUCCAUUUCAUUUACACAUUAUCUUGUAUCUGUUUUUAGUUUAACACGUUUGUCAUAACUUUGAGUGUCAGAAUGAAACACUCUCCCAACCAAACAAAACCAGUAUUUUGUCCAUGUGGGUGGUGGAGAAGUAAGAGGACAAGUAAGAGAGAGUGGUGGCCUGCUCACCUGGCUUUACCUAGCUGUUUUGCUCCUGCGCUAUUAUUUGUGGAGGGGGGCUGAGGAGCAUGCUGCAGCACCACACAGCUCCUCACACAUCUGUGGAAAAAACAGAAGCUGAGAAGUGUCACCUUAUCACCACUAUCAGGUUUCCUGUUAUAAUUUUUUGGUGCUCUAAAACAAGACACUCUUUAGUAUCAGAUGUAAAAUGGAUUCUAAAAAAAUCUGAGAUGCUUUAAUUGGUAUAGUAAAUGAUAAAUAUAACUUUUUUUUUUUUAAGUUAGCUUAAAAAAUAGAGAGCAAUGGAAAUGCUUAGCUUUUUACUUUUAAGCUCUUAGCCCACUAAUGCAGAACUUUAGAGCUGUUCAUAAGUGCUUCAACCCAGCUUUUCAGAACCCCUCCUUUGCCAUUAUUUGUGUGUGAAUUAUAGGCAGCUAGAGAUCUGUGGUAUUUUAUUGGGAUCUUUUUUAAUUCUUGUCUUACCCCUUUUGGUCUUUGCUAUUUUUCUCCUAACACUGUUUUGCAUUGCAUGUGUUAACUUGGUAGCAUUAAGCACUAUGUGCUCUCAACACUCUGUGUUGUUGUUGUUGUUGUUGUUUUUUUGUUUUUUUUUAACUCGGACUCAUUCCUUAUUGUCUCUUAUCUCCCCCAGUCCCUUAAAUCUAUCAUCCACCUUCCUCCCUCCUAUUUGACCCGGUACCACAGCGAUAUGCAGUGGGCAGCCUCAGAGCCACAGAACAUGAACACUCACAGGAAGGAAACAUCUGUGAAUCCCAUAGAGAAACUAAAUUCAAGUCAAGAAGUUACUGUACAUGUUUUAAAUGCGUAAUGUAGUUACUGUGGCUCGAUAUGCUAUUUAAACCAUAGUUGUAUGAGUCAUUUUAAGUUUGUAGAGCUUAAUAUUGUUGAAAGUAUUGAACCAAAUACUUUCUCUUUUUUAAAAAGACUUAUCUUCUUAAAUAUAAAACCACACACAGGAAAAGGCAUCAUUUUAAUAUUCAGUCAUUAAUUUUAGCACUACUUGAUUCACUUUUUGCGCAGGCUUUAAUGAUGAGAACAGAAGUUAUGAUUGUUGAAUGGUGUUGACUAAAAACCCAAUUCUAACCUCAAAUGCUUAAAUGUUAAAUAAAAUAAGUGAGGGGAAAAUUAAGAAAUGAACAAAACAGAUGAUCUAUCACAGUAUUUGCGAUAGUCUGAAGUAUGUCCCAUCUUUGAAAUUGGGGCUUCAGAAUUAUAAGGUAAGUAUGUUUUUGAAUUGUUAUAUGUAAAUUAGUUAUUUUAAUAAGACAUUUCUGUUUUGUUUUUUGGGUUUUUUUUUAAAAUUUUCUCAACAUAUUUGAUAGUAGAAUCUUAAACUUUAUUUUUCUUGGUAAAAUAGAAGGCACCCAGGCCUUCUGUUUCACUCGCUUAGCUUAUUACUCCAAAGCAGUUGUUUUUGCUUUGUCUCACCUGUCACAUCUGACACUGACCAGUAUGUUUAGAUGUCUGAACUAAAGAGACUGCAAGGAGUUAAGAGGAGCAGAGCCUGCUCUUUUUUCUGGGCCUUUAGGAAAUGACAAAUGUGUGAUCUGUUUCUAAAGUAAAACAUUUAUAUAUAUUUAGGCAUGAAUACAUGUAACCAGGAUUCUUGAUCCUGAAGGUGGAUGAUUGCACAUAUUUUCCCAUUAAAAGACAGCAACCACUAAAUAACUACAUUCUCUGAGGUCUCUAGGUGGGGUCCCCUGCAUAUCACUUCCCUUAUCCAUAUCUUUUGCCAUGCACUGUGCCAAUGACAGCACAUUGCACACUUUUAUUAAAAAAAAAAAAAAAAAACCCUUGUAGAUUUUUUUUUUGUUUUAACCUUUUGUUUAUUUUUUCCUUUUCUCCUGUUUUAACAGUCAGUUGGUGGAUUUAUUGAAAUGUCUGCCUUUUCUGUUUGUAUACAGUAUAAUGUUUGUUUCAAGGCAGAGAGAGAUUUGUAUUUUUAAGACCUAGAGAAGCUAGCAGAAUUGCAGUUGAAAGCGUUUGGUCGGUUUCUUACGUUGUGUCACGUGUGACUGUUUUUUUGACAGCCCAGUAUUUUAAAGCCAGGUUCGUAUGGAAAUGCCUUCACUCCACUUGCACUGCUGUUGGACUCGCCGUCGUUGCUUUCAUCCGUCUGUCUAUUCUUUUGGUGCACUCAUCUGCUGUCCCAACACCCAGCGUACACGUCAUCUCUGGCCACCAACCUCCAUAGAGUUCAUUUUGACCUAAUCUGUUUACAGUCAAUAGAUGCACACUGUUGCUGCCUCCAGCCUGCUCUACCUGGUUUGUUACUACAUUCUCCAAAAAUGAUUUGAAAUAUUGCUUAAGAUUUAAUAUUUCAGAUUAUUUAGCUGGACUGUUUUUGUCUGGUAUUUCCCAGUUCAUAGUUCUGAGUGAAUUUUAUUUAUUUUUUCCCUUCAAGCAGCAUAUGAACCUCUGCAAAUGAUUAAAUAUUGGCAUACAUAAUGUUUCUGCACCUCGACACUGUAGCAAAUAAUUAGGAGACAGAGCGAAUGACGGGAAUAAUAUUUCCCAGAAACCUCACUUAGCUUUUCAAUACCGGGAAAGAAUAGAAAACUGCUAAACUUUAACAAGUCAUGCCUAGUUAGAUGUGUUGUUUCCUCUCUGCCAUGUGAUGUCCAGCACUAAUUACUUUUUUAUCGCUUCCUGUGGAGGAAAAGAUCUAAAUCAAACAAAGUACACAGGGUUUGGAAAAGCAUGAAUUGGAGGACAAAAUAACAGGACAACAGGAAGUGAGACUCUCAUUUCUUUAGAUAGCAGGAGGCACAAAUCAGUCACAUGGAUUUGUUUAUUCUAGUCGUCAUGAUAUGGCAUUUUAUAAUCUAAUAGUACAGCUAACUUUAGUUUUCUCCAUGAAAUACAUUAAGGAGAGCAAAACCUGGUGACAAUAUGUGAUUUAAAACAAAGGAUUAAGUUGAAUUUCCUCCACUUGCACCAUUGUGGACAGAGAUGCGAUGUGUGCCGUGUGUUUGAGGCCACCACUCCCUUCACAUGCUCUAACCUCUUACAAACCCAGCUCACUUCCAUCACCCGAAAACCCACCUUCAUCAUGGCUCAGCCUGCACUGUUCUGCCAAUUUUCCUGACCUCUUGUCAAAGAGACCUAAUCAAGCAUUGUUGAGCCAUCCUCCCUCACUGUGCCUGAUCCAUCCGAUACUAACUCAGCUGGAGUUUUGUUCACCUGUCCUUUACUCCCCUUCCCCAACCACCCGACUGUAUGUGUACCACUCACAGUGCGCUUACUAACACCGACGACCCUUUUUGUUAAAACAAUUUAACAAAAAGCUGCAUGCUUUUUUUUUGUUUUAGUUUUAUUCCUUCCCCUCACUUUCUGUUUGUGAAAGUCGACGUCAGUCUCUUUGUGAUUAUAAAUAUCCUUUGUUUGGUUUGUAUGUUUUUUUUUUUGUUUGUUUUUUUUUGGAUAGAAUGCAGCACUCUGGUGAAUGUUAGACAAGCUUGGAAUAGUUAUAAUCACAACAGAAAACACUGCUUAUAAAGAAAUGUCACUGUUUCUUGUUUAUAUGUGCUUGAGGAUGUACUAUAGUGUGUAGUGGUGGGAUGGUCUUGCAUUUCACUUUAAUGUUUUUGUUACCUCGCUUACCAAUACUAGUGAAAUAACAUGACUUGCUCAAUGGCCCCACAGUGUACUAAAAAAUGCUCUUGUGCAUGUUUUUGAAUGUCUCUCAAACUCCUUUUGCUCAUUAUCAGUUGUCAGAUCCAACCAAGAUUGUUGAUUAUAGGAAUCUUGAGCAGAAAUGUGAAAAUGUGUAUAGGUUACAGCAGAUUUCCAAAUUGUUGCUCAUUGUUGGUGUGAAAAUGGUUGGAAUCUGACAAUUCAUGAUGUAAAUGCAGGAAGCGUCCAAAAACGUGCUCAACAGUCAUUUUGGUAUAUCUAAUGGGUUUCGAAGUACACUGUCGUCCUUUUCAUCUGCACACCCACUGAGCCCUUCACACAUGCAUAAUCAGUCCACUCUGGGCCUUGUAAUGGUAAUCCAAGGCCCAAAAGCUCCACUUCUGUCUGUUUCUUUUGCUCUAUUUUUGUGACAGCUGAAUGUCUCAUGGUGCUCCCCUUGUCAUGGUUACGGAAUCACAGCAAGCUUGGAGUUUCUGGUCUUCAUUUUGUUAUUGCUAGAUUUCCAUACCUGUUCCGUGUCGCUUUUCUUUGUGUACGAAGAUCCUGCGCUGUAGUGUGUCAUAUAUGUAUGCGUGCGAUACAUAUAUUGCCCUCUCCUUCCUCCUCCUCCUUCUAACUUCUUACAUAGUGGAUGUUAUUUGAUGUGUUUAUCUUGAUAAUAAAUGAUAGUUGUUUUUCUUUUUGCCUGAAAAACGUCUUUUUGUUUUUUCAAAAUACACUCAUGAUGUAGGAGUAAACCCUGUAGGUUGCAGACCACACAGAGACUCAUGCAUUUACUUAACAUAGAGGCAAUCUUACCCUUCAACUCAAGUCUCCCAGCCUUUUUAUCCCUCUCCCCAACUGCCCUAACACUCCUUAUGCUGGAGGACACUGAUUGUUACACGCUGUAGGUGAUGACAAUAAUGAUAAUGGUGAUGGUGGUGGUGGUUGUGCUUAUGAUGAUAGUGUGAUUUGAGUGUUUUGUUUGUCUUGAUGUUUUCAUCCAUGCCCACAGGGUAUAGCUCCUCUUAUUAUUGGAAUAUUUUUGGUUUUUUUCUCCUCUCUUCUCUCUGCCAGGAUAACAUCGGGCACCGGCUGCUUCAGAAACAUGGAUGGAAGUUGGGGCAAGGACUUGGCAAGGCCAUGCAGGGUAAGGUUUGUUGGAUCCCUUCUCUAUGUCAGUAUGCAUGUGUGGGUGUGUUUUCUUUCUCCCACUCUGCAGUUGACCUAAGUGUAACACUCCUUUUACAGUGUAUCAUAGGCUAAUGGCCUCGGUCAGCUUCUUCCUCUUUGCUUCAUAAUCACUAAACCUUUAUUUCAAUCUGCUUAAGAGAAAAUGCUUCGAUUUGUUCCAACAAUCAAGAUCCAUGUGAAAUCAAGGUAGAUUUAGGAACCCAUGAUUCAUGAUUCACAUCCCCUAGAAUCAUCAUCUCCACAUAUUUUAGAUUUUUUUUCCCUCCCUCUUUGAGUUUCCGUGGCUGCUGUUGAAGUAAUCUGAUUGGCUGUAACCACGGCUCAGACUCUGAAUGGCUUGCAGUGUAGAAAAGUUUCCCCCCUCUGCUUGUUUACCUGUUUCUACCUCUAAAACAGUGAAAGUCGUGUUUGUAUGUGCGUGGUCAUUAUGUGGGACUGAGAUGUGUGUGUGUCUGCUACUUACCGGGCAAUAGAGUCGACUUACAGGGAAAACCUCUCCACCUUUUUACACUCCGAGUGUCUCUGUCCCCAUGGUACAGACUUCCAUCCUCCCCCCGUUUCUUUGCCCCUCCUGCACAGCAUGUUUGUCCAGAGGUGCGCUCCUGCUUGCCUCAAUCUCUUACUUACCAGAGGCUUUAAGCAGUGUUGGAGGUAGGAUGCAGAAUCACAAUGUUCAAUAAAUAAAAACAAUGUAAAACUAAAAAAAAACUGAUCCAUAGUUGUUGUUUAAAUCCUCCAUUACACCUAUGGCAUUGCAGAAAUGACUCUAAACACUGCUCAAAGCCUUGCUGGCUAUUCUUUCAGGUACGUUCCUAUGUUUCAUGUUUUUAUUUGUUGUGGGGUUAAACACAUCCCAGACUGAGCUUGCUGGCUCUAGACUAGCCAGGACGAAGGAUCUUGAGGAGAGGUCCUUUCUGGGCUGACAAGCAUAGGCAAGGCAAAAAGCUUAGAGGGGGAAAAUUGUGCUCUUCCCUAGAAGCAUUUGUCAUAUUUUAAAAGACAGCUUAGUUGAUUUAGGCACGGGUCAGUUGUUGUUAUUAAGGUCAAUGUUCUUAAAAGCAAGUUAUAAUUACUUUUCCUUUAUAGAGUUUUUGUUGUUUAAGGUCCUUAUUGUGGUAUACCAGAGAACGCCUCUGAAAAACUGAUCUACAUGGCCAAAAUAUCACAAAGACGAGCUGCAUCUGGUCAUUUAUAAAUUACAAGUGGAGACAGCAAUGUCCUGCAUCGCUGAGCUUUCAGGAAUGAAGCCAGUGCAACACGACAGGUGUGCUGAGACAUUGACAACAGCACCUGCCCAUAAAAUCUGUUGAAAAUCUCUCCAUACAGUACUUUUUAUAACAAUGAUGGUAGAGGAACAGGGUUUAUAAAUCUGACCCGAGGAGAUGCUUGGAAUUUAAGCUUUUAAAUUAAACUACCAGCUUGUCACACAAACUAUGUUUUAUCACUGAAUCAUUUCGUCAAGCUAAAAUAGCCAGCGGGGCUGUGGCUACCUCACAUGGCGAGUCAGGGUCAUAACAGAGAGGAGCAACUUCAACCCUUAGAGCUUUAAGAUUAAGCACCUGCAUAAUUAAUAUAAACAGUAUUUAUUCUUUACUAAUACUUCUGUAACACUUUUAUAUUAACUCUGUAGUUGUGUAUAGUAAACCUACUACAUCUGCAAGAGUUGGCUCACAACAGGCAGAUGUUUCCUUCAGAGACACUUAUUGUUCAAAAGGAGACCUGUUAUAGAAAACAUUGUUCAUGUUGUCAGAACUGGCACAUGCUUGAUUGAGACUAACCAGUGCUGUCUUCCAUCUCCCACAUUCUGCUGCACACUGCUGAGCAGCUGGCGUUUGCACUUUUCCCCCUUGCUUACAAGAAAGAAAAAUUAAGAUGUAUGAACAUAUUUUUAAUUGACUAAAGUCAGUUAUGAUGUGAAACUGUCCUGCUUAUGUUAAAUACUAAUUCUAAUAAAAAUAAACCUGACUGAGUGAUUUCACCUGAUAGUGCUUGGAAAUACACUUUUUUUUUCUACAACAGCAAGUUAGAAGCAGCAUCUCUGCUGAGAUGUCUGCAGACUGGCUACCUGAGCUGGUAGCCCAAUUUAUUAUGUAGUACAUGCUUGUUGUAAUCUAUUUCACUUAGGGAUGCGGCAAUAUAAAAAUUUGAGUCAGUAUCUAAUAUGAAUAUUGCUGUUAUGGCACCUGGUGUUGUCACUCUGACAUUGCUUCUCUGCUUCAGUAAAACACCCCGCAGUCUUGCCCUGCAUCGCUGUCACUGUCAUAUGAGCAAACAAAUACCACAUUGCCAAUUUAUUAUUAUUAUUUUUUUUUUCUGAUUUUUUUUUUAAACGGGUCAUAUUUGUUUUAUAUAUUUAAGUCAAUACAGUUUUGCAAUGGAACAAUUGUAUUUUUUCCCAAGCUUCUCAUCUUGUAAGGAUGUCCUGCUGGCCCGUGCCUAAAUGUAUUCGAUACUAUUUUAAGUUGGGGGAGAGUCAUCCAGUAAUCUCUUUAUAAAAGGGUAAAUAUGUCUUAAUAGGCAUACAUAGGAUACGUUGUUUGACGUACUGUCGCUGCUUUUUCCCUACAGGUUGUUGAUGAUCAGUAAUAUAGAACUUCCUAUAACCUGAAUCAUUUAUCAUCGAUUCUUGUUUGCCAUUUUAGUGUUUUUCUGUGUUUUAUGCUGCCUGGUUUUUGAUAUGCAAUACACCUCUCUAUGUAGGGAAAAAUUUAAUUCAAAAUGUCUUGGUACCAUUUUAUUUUAAAGGUAACUUGUUGAUCUGUAAAACGAAUAAAUGAAAGUUACUGGUCACAACAUUCAGUAGUGGAAAAGCUUAGGUUUAGGGGAUGGUAGUCUGGCUUCUUGGGUUACAUUUUCAGUCAAAAUGCACAACAACAUCACUUUAGGGGCCUGGGGACUUGGACAAGCGGUUUGAAUGAGUGGUGAGAGGAGAUUCCUGUAAGCACCUAGCCCUGAGUAAAAGGACAAGGUGGGUGGGGGUGGGCGGUGACUCACGGAAGGCCCUCUGGUAAUAAAUGCCCUGAAGCCCCAUUACCACACACCCAACCCCAUCUGCCCUUCUCUGUGUGCCUCAAUCUUCCUGCUUAACCAAUUGGUGUUUCUUUUUUACAGCGAUUUGAUCCUGCCCAUGUUGUGCUGAUGGUAAACUUAGUGGACGCACCGACCCUGUGCCCAUUGUUCUUAAAUAUGAUGUCAUGGGGAUGGGCCGAAUGGAGAUGGAGCUGGACUAUGCAGAGGAUGCCACAGAGAAGCGGAGAGUGCUUGAAGUGGAAAAAGAGGAUACAGAAGAGCUGCGGCAAAAAUACAAGGACCAGGUGGAAAAAGAGAAAGCUAUCGCAAAAGCUUUGGAAGACCUGAGGGCGAAUUUCUACUGCGAGCUUUGUGACAAGCAGUACACUAAACACCAGGAAUUUGACAACCACAUUAACUCGUACGACCAUGCCCACAAACAGAGGUUAAAAGAGCUGAAGCAGAGAGAGUUCGCUCGCAAUGUGUCCUCCCGCUCUCGGAAAGAUGGAAAGAAGCAAGAGAAGAUGCUGCGUCGACUGCAUGAGUUGGCUGAGCAGAGGAAACAGGACAAACAGAACCGUACUCCUGGAAGUGGCCCCAUGUUCAAAACAACCACAGUUGCUGUUGACGGUGAGAAAGAAGGAGAUGGGGAUGGCGUGCCACUUGAGAACCCCAUUUUUACAGAUUCCAUUAUUGAAGGUUCACCGUCAGAGAAAACUGGCCAAUCUUCCCCAAAGCCCAGCCCAACUAUAAAUUUUUCUCUGGGGAAGAACACAUCCACAUCCUCAUCUUCAUCUCCAACCCCUACUGGCGCAUCAAAAGUCAGUGUAUCAUUCUCUUUUGCAAAGAAAGCCCCAGUAAAGUUGGAGACUGCAGCUGCUGUGUUUGCUGAUCCUGGCGAGGAGGCUGUGGAGGAAGAGGAGAAUCAGGAAGGGGAAAAGGCUGGAGGACAAGAGGAGACAUCUGGCUGCAGCACAGAGAGUCCCAGAAGAGUACCUGAAGGAGAUGAAGGAGGGGAGAAAGGUGGUGCAGCUGGGGCAGAAGAUAUCCAGCAGCCUGAUGAUGGAGGCUCCUUGGCCUCGACUUUGAACAAACUUAAGAUGAUGAUGAAAAAGGAUGAAGGAUUUUGUGGACAAGAACCACAGUACUACCAUUACGUCCCACCAGCUCAUUGCCGUGUAAAGCCCAACUUCCAGUUUUUGUUGUUCAUGAAGGCUUCUGAGCAGUGCCAGAGCAAAGAUGAUGACGAUGAAGAUGAAGUAGAGGAAGUUCAGAAAUCUGAAGAAAGCUCUGAUCCAACAGAGUCCAAAGAAACUGAGUGUAAAACUGAACAAGAACAAGGUGAGGAUGUGUCAGCAACUGAACCAGAACCAUCUCCUUUGUCGCCUAAGGUGAAGACGGAGGACAAGAUCUCUUCUUGUGAGCAAGAGACGGUUUCAACUGCUCCCACUUCUCCUACUCAGAAAGCAGAGAACACACAGAGCACACUCGAUACAAACACUGGUCCAAAAGUCCCAAUGGGUCCCUUCUUCCCCGUCCUGAGUAAAGAUGAAAGUACCACUUUGCAGUGGCCUACGGAGCUUCUUGAAUUUACAAAAGCUCAGCCUUCACUAUCUUACAGCUGUAAUCCUCUCUACUUUGACUUUAAGCUUUCAAGAAAUAAAGGACUGCGUGGUGGGAAAUCAGCAAAGUCCCUCAAGCCUGGAGAAGAGGCUGAUGACAAAGGACAAGUUGUAGCUACUUCAACAGCUGAAGCCACUGAACCUGAAGCAUGCACUGAUAAAGAGACACCUGAGAUGAAGGAAAAUCCCAGCCAGCCAGAACCCGAUGAGCAAAAACCCACGACUGCCAGUAGUAGCACGAAAAAGAAAAAGAAGAAAAAGAAGCAUAAGAAAUCGGGAAAGCAUUCAAAACGCAAAGGAAAAGAAAAAGAAAAAGAUGCAGCUGGUGAUGCAGAAGAGAAUAUGGAGGCAACGCAAGAAAAGCCUAAAAAGAAGAAGAAACACAAACGGAAAAAGAGCAAAAACAAAGCUCAAGAUCAAGAAGAGGUGGCAGGUGAUGACAAAGAAAAAGUUAAGCCAAAGUCUGAAGAUAAAGCUGCUGGUUCCUCUGUUCAGUCCACAGCUGGAAGAACAACAGGAGCAGAGCCAGGUAAAAGGAAACGCGCUGCAAAAGAAGUGCCUUCUAAAUCUGGAGCAGAACAAGGAGGAAGUGGAAAAAAUAACGACAAGAGCAACUCCUCAGAAGAUCACGGUAGCUCUAAAAGACAAAAAACGGACUCGAGCGGAUCACAAAACGCAUCAUGUUCUACCUCUGCUCAGAAAAGUCCAGGUCACGGUAGACCACCCAGCAGCGAGAGCGAGGAGGAAGGUGGCUCCAACACCCAGCAUUCACGUCAUCACAGGUCCAGCCCACGGGAGCAGCGGCGCCACCACAGCGAAGAGUCCAGACGGUCCCACAGCCGCUCAUCAAGGCGGGGAGAACGACGCGGCAGCAGCCGGCGGCGGCAUCGUGGCCAAACCUCCCGCAGUCGCUCCUACUCCAGCAGUUCUGGGCGCUCCUCAGCAAGAAGUAGCGCCUACAGUCACCGCAGCCGCAGUUACUCCGACAGCUACAGUGACUACAGCACGGAAGGCCGCCGACGGAGGCGCUCUAAACGUUCAUCCGACUCAGAGUAUGAGCGGCGGGGCAGUCGAGGUCGCAGGCGAUCCAGAAGACAUCAAUACUCCUCUUCAUCCUCAGAUGAUUCCCGCUCUCGUUCUCGCAGCUACAGCAGGAGGAAGCGGCACCGGCGGCACCACCACAGCAGCUCGAGAAGCUCCAGCAGCUGGAGUCGCAGCACCAGCACAAGAUCCUGGAGGCGAAGCUAUAGCCGGAGCCGAAGCUCAGCGAGUCGCUCCUCCAGUUCCAACAAAGGCUCGCCUCACCGACGGAGCACCAGGGGUCGGGCAGACAGCGACACAAAUCGCAGAGACUUCAACCGCUCUCGGAUUUAUCGCUCGCAGUCUCCCCGCACGUCAUCGCGAAGCCUCAACCGGAGCCACACAUCCACUUCCCAGACUUUGAGGCCAGUCGGGUCUCGUGAUGCAGGGGAACACAAGAACAUGCUCACAGCGCGGCAGCUGCUCGAGAGGGUACAGUCCAAGAAAAGUUCAGAGGAUUCUGCCUCCGGAACGAAAUCUGGAAUUAAGAUUAAGGAUCCACCACAGGGUUACUUUGGUCCUAAAUUACCACCAGCCCUGGGAAGCAAAGCUAUGUUGCCCCUCUUUGGUAAGCUGCAAGCAGGGAAGAAACCGUUGAUUCCCCUAACGAGACCCGAUGAGGGAGAGAAAUCAGGAACGGGGAAGGGUUCUGAAGCGGAUGGAGAGGUUAUCCUAGUAGAACCUAUAAGGGAGUUCCCCCCUCCUCCACCACCUCCAGCGCCACCAGUGCAGAAGGUCGAGGAGGUGCAGCAGAACACAGCGACACAGGAAGAGACACAGCAGCAGUCAGCUACAGAAGAGCAAGUACACCAAGAACCACAGCCACUCUUUGAACAAGAUCCUUCCAUGAUUAUGCCCCAGUAUCAAGCAGAUCCAGGUCAAGACCCCUCCCAGAACCCCAUGAUGGAGUCCAUCAUGCCUGAAAUGCAGCAACAGCAGCCGGUGCAUGGUUACCCCGUUUACCACCCCUCCAGCCUGGAGGAAGAUGGCAUCGAAGCGGAGGAGGAUGGCCUGGCGCCAUUGGAGAGUCAGCCAAUCACGUUCACGCCAGAGGAGAUGGAGAAGUACAGCAAGCUGCAACAGGCGGCGCAGCAACACAUUCAGCAGCAGCUUCUGGCCAAGCAGGUCAAGGCUUUCCCCUCGGCUGCUGCUGCCGCCGCCGCCGCUGCUGCUGCAGCAGCUGCUAACUUAGCCCCGGCGCCCCCUCCACCAGCCCUGCAGCAGAUCCACAUUCAGCAGCCAACCGUCUCUGUCGCCUCCGGCACAUCCAUCACCACUGUCCAACACGCCAUCCUGCAGCACCACGCAGCCACCGCUGCUGCAAUGGGCAUCCACCCCGCACAUGCCCACCAUCCUCACCCUGCACAUGCUCAGCUAGCGCAGGUGCAUCACAUUCCCCAGCACCACCUUACUCCCAUCUCCCUGUCCCCGUUAGGCCCCUCUCUUGGUCAUUCUUUGGGACACUCUCUGGGACAUGCGGGGCUUAUUCCUGCCCACCCAACAGCCUUCCUGUCUGGUCAGCCUAUUCAUAUUAUCCCUGCUUCUGCACUUCAUCACACACCCUUGGCUCUCCACCAUGUCCCGCACACAGCCCUCUACCCAACACUAUUCGCACCUCGGCCGUCCCAGGCUGCUGCAGCAGCGGCUCUCCAGCUACACCCACUUCUGCACCCAAUAUUCUCAGGACAGGACCUCCAACACCCGCCUAACCACGGCUCUUGAGUGACGAUGGAUACAAAACAGGAUGUAAACACUUAGAACACUGACAGAGGUCUGCGACGAUCUUGAUUUAGGGAUGGGGAUGAAGUCUUUGCAUCAGUGUAUAGGAAGUCAGACACGUUGUAAAAUCACAGUUUUACAAUCAGACUAAAGUGGUCAUUACGUGUUGCAGCCUGUGUUGGUUAAAAAAGGUGACACUAGCAUUUUAAUAUUGGUUUGUUUGGAUUUUUAAUUUUUUUCUUUUUCACUCAUGUUUCCUGUUUUAAAGGCAGGUUCAUAGUUGUAAUGAGACAUUCUGUUGAGAUUGUCUUAUAAACCAAUUGGGUCUGCAUUCUCAACCUCACUAACCACUGGAGUUUUUUUUUUGUUUUUUUGUUUUUCUCAUUUAUGCGGUCAUAAUCUUUGCUAAGUUUGGCAUCCAAGGAGAUCCAUAAUGGUUGAGAUUAUAUAGAGGAUCAUGAUGAGACAGGACAUAGAUUUUGUUACAGAAACUAACAACUUCACCUCUGUUUUUGUGAUGGACUCAAUGAUGUGACACUUUUCCCCAUAUAACUACCUGCUCUUUAUUGAAUUCUUGGUCUCAAAAUAAUUUGUAUUGCUGUAGUUUGUACAUAUAUCAGUGUGUAAUGUGAAGAAGCCAGCUAUUGACUAUGAAAUAGCUAUGGUGUCUAAACUGGUAUGACGCUGUCACAAAAGAAGUCCUCUAAAUUUGCAGAAAUGUGGCAGAGGUUUAAACAUCUCUAAUACUCUGAGGCAAAACUCCUGUUUUCCCAUUGGAGGGUACGUGUGAAUGAAUUGCACUGAAAUCUGUACAUUGGGGUGGUGCUUGGGCAUCAUGUAACAAUAAGAUUGUAGUAUACUGCAAUAAUUGUAUUUUUAUUUUUAAAUUAUUUUCCAAAUGCUCUUCAGAAGAAGAGCUUUGUUUGGCUUUUUUCUGUAAUUUUGUAAAUAAAAAUGCUGUAGAUUAACCUAUUAACAUUCUGAAAAGGUUGACACUGCUGUUGGUAAAGCAGUUGAAUUACAAGUUAGUUACAACAUGGAUAUGUGUUUUAUCAAGGUUGGUUCUUAAAAUGCUCCCUCUGAGGAUGGCUGGGAUCCCAGACAAGUUAUCUGUCAAAAAACAAAAGUUGUGACUCUUGUAUUUUUAAAAACAUAACUGUUUCAACAAAUAAAACUUUGAGUCCA